Messenger RNA from Ambispora leptoticha, 1320 nucleotides. Lineage: Eukaryota; Fungi; Glomeromycota; Glomeromycetes; Archaeosporales; Ambisporaceae. The record is from the annotation of a GenBank genome assembly.
AUGUUUCGCUCGUUGAAAUUAACGAAAUCUCUUACAAAACAUGCUUCUUUGCUUUGCAAGGGGCAACAAAAACGAUUCCUUGCCAUUCAUGAAUAUUUAUCAAUGGACUUGUUGAACAAGUACGGUGUGAAUAUUCCCAAGGGACAGGUCGCUAAAACACCACCACAAGCCUACGAAAUUGCAAAGAAAUUUGGUAAAGAAGAUGGAGACGUGGUCAUUAAAGCUCAAGUUCUUGCUGGUGGCCGUGGUAAAGGUACCUUCGAUACUGGUCUGAAGGGUGGUGUAAAAGUCGUUUACUCUCCCACAGAAGCAAAAAAAUGCGCUGAAAAGAUGAUAGGCCAUAAUCUUAUCACAAAACAAACCGGCCCUGGUGGCAAAAUAUGUAAUACUGUUUUCAUUGUCGAGCGAAAAUAUAUUCGUCGUGAAUAUUACUUUGCGAUAUUGCAAGAUCGAAAAUCUGAAGGGCCAGUUGUUGUUGCUUCUUCUCAAGGUGGAGUUGACAUUGAAAGUGUCGCAGCUGAGAAUCCUGAUGCUAUUAUAAAAUUGCCGAUUGACAUAGACGUUGGUUUGAAAAAAGAGGAUGCGAAGAAAUUGGCUGAACAAUUGGGUUUUUCUCAUAAAACUUCCGAAGAUGCUGCCGAGAUGUUUACUCGACUUUAUAAACUUUUCAUUGAUAAAGAUGCUACACAAGUAGAAAUAAACCCUUUGGUAGAAUCUGCUGAUCAUGAAGUUCUGGCGAUGGAUGCAAAGAUUAAUUUUGACGAUAAUGCCGAUUUCCGUCAACAAGAUAUCUUUGACUUACGUGACAUGUCGCAAGAAAAUUCGCGAGAAGUUGAGGCAGCAAAGUACAAUUUGAAUUAUGUUGGUUUAGAUGGUCAAAUUGGUUGUUUAGUUAAUGGUGCUGGAUUGGCAAUGGCGACCAUGGAUAUCAUAAAACUUUAUGGAGGAGAACCCGCUAAUUUUUUGGAUGUUGGUGGUGGUGCCAAUGCUAAACAAGUCACAGAAGCUUUCAAGAUUCUUUCAUCGGAUCCCCAUGUUACUGCCAUCUUCGUAAAUAUUUUUGGUGGCAUUAUGCGCUGCGAUGUUAUUGCACAAGGUGUUCUCGAAGCUGCCAGUCAAUUAUCGCUUAAUAUCCCGAUUAUUUUAAGAUUGCAAGGUACUGAAGUGGAAGCUGCAAGAGAAUUGAUUGCAAAGUCAAAAGUUCGCAUAAUCUCUAUUGAUGAUCUUGAUGAAGCAGCCAUCAAAGCGGUCAAACUAUCGCAAAUUGUUAAACUUGCGCGUACUGCGCAAGUUCAUGUAUCAUUUGAAUUACCAAGAUAA